AUGGCUACAUGUAGCCACGACAGAAGGUUCAUCGACAUUGUCGCCAAGUGGCCAGGGUCGCAGCAUGAUUCUUCCGUCAUGAACACCUCGUUGUUGAAGGAACACAUGGAGAGUGAGAGGCCAGGGAUGCUGCUGGCUGAUAGCGGUUAUCCACUCACUACCAGCCUGCUAACUCCGCUUGCUAAUCCCGUAACGCCUGCUGAAGCAAGAUAUAACAACGCGCAGAGCAAGGGAAGGAUGGUUAUCGAGCAGAGUUUUGGAAUCCUGAAAGGAAGGUUUCGAUGUCUCCACAAAACUGGCGGUGUGUUGAGUUACAGUCCCGAAAAGUCGUGUGCAAUUUUUAUGGCAUGUGCCAGGUUGCACAAUAUGUGUUUGGAUUGGGGUCUGACACUGGACGAUGCCCAAGUAGUGGACCCAGGCCAAGAUGCUAUGGAGGCCCGGAUGGGACAACCAUGCUUGCAGGUGCAAGAACUGCGACGACGAGUUGUGAACACUUUUGUAUGA
This is a messenger RNA of Mya arenaria, 504 nucleotides long. RefSeq names its product putative nuclease HARBI1. The transcript is spliced from 4 exons. Bases 1 to 504 code for a protein of 167 amino acids. The record is from RefSeq and is a predicted model, not a curated record. Lineage: Eukaryota; Metazoa; Mollusca; Bivalvia; Myida; Myidae.